Molecule: messenger RNA, 6104 nt
Organism: Lepisosteus oculatus (spotted gar)
Lineage: Eukaryota; Metazoa; Chordata; Actinopteri; Semionotiformes; Lepisosteidae
Gene: rexo1
Product: REX1, RNA exonuclease 1 homolog
Cellular component (GO): nucleus
Molecular function (GO): nucleic acid binding; exonuclease activity
Source: RefSeq, a predicted model, not a curated record
AGCGUCCAGAAAAAGCGCUGAGCAACUAGAAGAGAUGUGGAGCAAGACAGACGGGCAUCACUCAGCACAAACAGUUUGCUGUCGAAUCUGUGGGAAAGAGUCUGUGUGCAGUCCAAACGUGGAAAAGAAGAGCGCAUGGUGGAACUAGCUGGCUUCACGUUCGUUUGGAGUCACAAAGAGUCACUCCUGAAGACAUGUUAAGGAUGGCUCAUUUGAUGUGUUUUAGGAAGUGCAAAACUGGUUUCGAUUCAUGGGCUGGAUGAGGAACGAGACGGUAUAUUCCCUUUGCAGUUCUGGCAGACCUUAAGACCACCUGGAAAUCAAUGGAGAGCCAAAGGAAUCGUUCUGGGGAGCCUCUCUGAGACUGCGGUGGUAAAUUGACCAAUGAUUCUUCUGAACGGAUGCACCUCUAGACACAGCUCUUGUGAAAGGUGGCCAAGAUCAGGUCUGACUUGUAUCUCAGUGUCAUCUCUCCUAAGACUAUAAUUUGAUUCCAAGCCAUGCAAUUCAGAAACGUCAGUACACUUGAAAACAGAAGCAAUGGGACAGCAGCUCCUGAUCAUGUCAAGAUCAUUGUGUGGACCCACAUAUGCAUAGCUUUUGUGUCGGCUGUAGUGGGCUUAAUACUCAGCAUAACUGGACACAGAGCAAGAAGAGUCUCAAUGCUGCUCUUGGGAUGGAUUUUUCUGCUUUCUGCAUUGUUAUUUAGUGUUGUGGCAUUUGGGGUUUCCGUAGAGUACUGCUUUUGACCUGGUUGCAGAGUACAUACUCUCAGCUGACAGAUCUUCUGAGGGUGCACACGUAGAGAGAGAGCCAUGAGCCCCAUGAACAGGACUCAAGCUGACCUAAGAAUCUCGAUUCGCACAAGUCACUCUGGACACAAAGGCUUGAACUCUGUAACACCAAAGGGAGGGUUAUUUUUGAAAAGAUAGGGGCAUUGCCGAUUUUCUUUUUGACAGAUAUGAGCUUAAUUUACUUUAUUUUUCAAUAAAUAGCCAUCUUUCUAUGAAUUAAUUGCAUUCGGUUUAUUGUAUGCCUCUACUGAUUUUCGUACAGAGAUUUCUCGAGCAGGCGGUACAGGCAAUAAAAGUCCUGAUUUGUGAGCUCCAGCGUUACAGGCAUCGCAGCGGCACGCCUGAUGACGUCAUAAACUGCGCCGAAAGCCUCUGAUCGUAGGGUCUUCUCUCGCUCCCAGUUAAAAAUGGCGACGUCUGCAAGCUUGUUAUUGUUGUCGCUUGUGCAGAAGAAAAAGUGUUAGGAACAGGAGGCUGACAAAACAAGGUUCGGUUCCUGAAGGGCGGGUAUGAAAGUGGUAGGGAAAGAGGAUGCUGAGAUCCACCGGCUUCUUCCGAGGGAUUGACUGCCCUUUUAUCGCAAACACCGCGAACGACAGUAACGAGAAAAGCAGCGGACGGCGGUGCAAUAGACCGUACUGUCACUUCAGACACAGCAAGCCGAGGAGGGCGUCUUACAACGCCAACAAGCCGGAGCCCAAGGAGCUGAGCUUCAAAGAAAACGAACAAGGCUAUGAUCCAUACAAUCCUGAGGUAGUGAGGCCAGCAGGGCAGAAUGGAGAUCCAACAGAGCACUCUGGACCGCUGGAUCCUGGUUUCCUGGAGCUGGAGCUGGUCAACAAGGCCAUCGAAGCUGUCAAGAGUGAAGUGGAGCGUGAGCAGAAGAAGCUCUCGCGCUUUGAGGACCAAGAGUAUGACCCCAUGGCCAGGGUCAAAGGGCACAAGGCUGCUUCAAAGGACCCCUAUAGCUCCCUUGAGUAUGACCCCAGUAGCUAUCAGAUCAUCUCCGCGGGAGACUACAACCCCACCCCACGCUCCAGGAAGUACACUCUGGACUCGGACAGCAAGAGUUUGGGAAACUCUCUGGAAUACGUGCCCACUGCUGUUUCCAAGGCCGCCAUCAAAAAACCUGCUCAUCCUCCCCCAGCUCGGCAGAAAUACACUCUAGAUGGCUGUAAACCUUCAACGGAUUUAGAGUAUGAUCCCAUGUCCAAUUACUCAGCCCGACCCUUGAAUAAAAAGAGCUCCUUGGACAAGAAGGGACGCAAGAGGCACCAAAAGGCAGGAAAAGCAGAGGAGGGUUACAUGCCAGCCAUGAAGAAACCUAGGCAGAAAACAGAUUCCCAGACGUAUAGCGCAAGCCCAACCUUUUCGGAUUCGGAUGACGAAAACGGGGACGAGUAUCAUCCCAGUCCCAUCAGCAGGCUGCAGGGUGGCAGCUUCCCCCACAGAAAAGCAGAGGAAGAGGGGACGGGCUUCAGCCGGGUGGGGGCGAAGAAGGAGGUUUCCGAAGUGCCCGACAGCGAGGACUCUGAGUGCACGGACCCGGGCUGGACCGAGGAGAAAGGAGGAGAGGAGCAGCCUGCCCGCAGAGCUCUGGAGAAGAAAAGCGCUAAAACUGAGAGAGCCCCGGGUGGGGAGAGGGGCUCCAGAAAGAACUGCCUGAAGGACAAGGGAGGGAAGAAAGCAGAGGAGGGCAAGACGACUAACAAGGAGGCGCCCAAGAAGGAGAGAAGCGAUGGGAAGAAAGCAGACGAGCGCGAUAAAGCGAAGGAGAAGAGCACCAAGGACAUCAAGAAGAGCAAAAGCGAGGGAAGCGGUGGGAAGGCGGAGAAGCGCAGGGCGGAGGCGGGGAAGGCGGAUCAAGCACGGGGCGAUGGCGGCCUGAAGAAGGGCAAGUCUGUGGACAGAGCGGACGCGAGCAGGAAGGACUCCAAGGACCCCGGCAAGCUGAAAUCAAAGGAGCUGAGAAAUGGGAAGCUGGAGAGCAGGGACAGGGAGAGGAAAGCGGGCAGCAGAGAGAAAGUGAAGCCGCCGACCGCCAAGGCGAAGCAGCGGACGCUGAGCCACGUGGACCUGUUCGGGGACGAGAGCGGGGAGGAAGGCAACCCCGGCGGCAGCAGGGCACGGGGGGCCGCGGCGGAGGGGCGGCGCAGCUCCAAGAGAAGGGCGUCCGAGUUCUCCUCCUCUUCGUCAUCCGAGGACGAGGCGCAGGAAGACGACGUCCUCUUGGAAGACUUGGACCUUUCUGGUCAGCAGAUGGACUUGGACUGCGAGUCGGACCCCAUGGAAGAGUGCCUGAGGAUAUUCAACGAGUCCACGGACGUCAAAAUGGAGGACAAGGGGAGACAGGGCAAGCAGGUCCCUAAAGAGCCAGCAGAGGAUGGAGGCACAGACGGCACUUUAACAACCCUCUUCCCGGGACAGAAGAAGAGAGUUUCGCACUUUGUGACCAAAGGAGACGCUGAGGUGACCCCCAGACCAGUGAUUAGACCAUACAGGAGGCCCACAGCCCAGGAGAUCUGCUACCAGCGCAUGCAGAUUGCACAGCAGCAGGCAGCACAGCUGGCGGCAGCUGUCAAAACGGCCGGGGCCAUGCCCGGGUACCCGGGGGAGAAGAAGAGAGUCGCUCACCGGCCUAGCCCCUCUACCCUGGCAGCCAAGCUGGGUCCUGUGGAAGGCAAGAAGACUGGCAGUAACGCGGCCUCCCCCAGCAGGUCGGGCCCGAGCUCCCUGCCGGUGAAGGCGCACACCUCCGCCGCCAUCCUUUCCAAGACCUGCUCCACCACGGCGCAGAGGCGGAUGGCGCACACCCCCAGCUUGAAGAGCUCCACCUUGAAGAGGCCAGUCAUUCCGACGGAGUUUGGAGCCAAAGUCCCCACCAACGUCCGCCAGAGAUACCUCAACAUCUUCAUAGACGAGUGCAUCAAGUUCUGCUCCACAGAGGAGGAGGCUUUCGAAAAGGCUCUGGUGGAGGAGAAGGUGGUGUAUGACAGGAGCAGCAGUCGCAAUAUCUACUUGAACGUGGCCGUCAACACGCUGAAAAAACUCAGGAGUCAAAGCAAUACCCCGAUAUCGCCUACAACCAAGAGUCCCAGUGGAGGAAGCAACAAGAAGAGUCUUUCCCAUGAGGAGAUGCUGGGUGGCAGACUGGCAGCAAAGACCAGUUACACCAUCAAGAGAUCAGGAAAACAGCCAGAGGAAGAGCUGACAGGUUCAGUGCUGUACAGGAAGAUGAAGGAGUACCUCAUGACGCAGGAGCAGCUGCAGGAGCACGGCUACCCCUGCUCGCACCCGGACAAGCCUGGCCGGGCAGUGGUCUGCGGUGUGGCCGAAAAGAAGACUGCGGACCCCUUUACCAAGGUGUGCUGCCGCUGUGGGACGGAGUACAUGGUCACUCUGUCAGGGAGCUGCGUCCGCAGGGAGGAGUGCCACCACCACUGGGGCAGACUGCGCCGGCAGAGAGUGCCUGGCGGGUGGGAGACACAGUACAGCUGCUGCUCGGGGUCUGUAGGCUCUCCAGGCUGCCAGGUUGCCAAGCAACACGUGCAGGAUGGGCGGAAGGAGAACCUGGAAGGGUUCGUGAAGACCUUCAGCAAGCCGAUGCCCCCUGAUGGCUAUCCAGGGAUGUACGCUCUGGACUGCGAGAUGUGCUAUACGAAGCAGGGUCUGGAGCUGACCAGGGUGACAGUCAUAGACUCGGAGCUGAAGGUCGUCUAUGACACCUUCGUCAAGCCUGACAGCAAAGUUGUGGACUACAACACACGGUUUUCGGGGGUGACAGAAGAAGACCUGGAGAACACCACCACCACCAUUCGGGACGUGCAGGCGGUGCUGCUCAGCAUGUUCAGCGCAGACUCCAUCCUCAUUGGGCACAGCCUGGAGAGCGAUCUGUUUGCACUGAAGUUGCUCCACAGCACCGUCAUCGACACGGCCAUAGUCUUCCCUCACCGCCUGGGUCUGCCAUACAAGCGCGCGCUGCGCAGCCUCAUGGCUGACCACCUCAAGCGCAUCAUCCAGGACAACGUGGAAGGACACGACUCCAGUGAGGACGCCAGCGCCUGCAUGGAGCUGAUGAUCUGGAAGAUCAGGGAGGACGCCAAGGUGAAGAGAUGACCCGGGCCGGGGCCUGCGUAGCGGCGAAGCGCGUGCUCGGGCGCGGACAUGAGGGGGCGGGAGACCUUCCAGCUGCUGCUGGAGGGGCACUCGAGAGACCAGCCGGGAAGGAGAGGGCCCCCCCUCCCACAGGGACGGAGCGAGGCAGCAGGAACUGCGCGUCCAUGGGGCAGCGUCCCCAGCUGGAUGGAGCAGCCAAGUUUAACGGCCGGCUUGGGGCUGGCAUCCUGAACGACUGGGUUAGAGACAGAGUUUUCUUUAAUUCUGAUCAUGAUCAGCACUAUUAACUUUAUUUUUCUCCCGCGGUUCCCAGCUGCUCGCAUUUCUAACCUUGUAUGUGUACAGUACGUAGGUCACGUUGUGCUUUUUCCCCACAUUCAAAAUAGACAAUGCAAGUGCUUCUGGUAGCCUAGUCAGCCAGGGCAGGGGAAUUCUGGGAAGACCGUUGGAAGUAUCCCUAACUGGGCAAAGUGUAUAAGUUUGCAAAAAAGAAACCUUGCAGUAAAAAGUUGUUUUUGGAGUUUGGUGCCUUGAAUGGAAAAACGUUGUAGCAAUUCAAGUAAAAUGAUUAUGCCAUAACACACCACAGAUCCAGCCUAGCAUGCAGAGCUAGUUCAGCAUCAUGCUCUAAACACGGUGAAUAGCAAGAGGGGUUGCCAGUGCUUGCUCUGGGGAUCGUCCCAGCAGAGCUCUGCUAUGUGAUUGAGUCCUUAGUUGAUCUCAGGGAUAGGGUUCACAUGAACCGUUUUCAGUUUAACGCGUUGGAGGUUGGAAUUUAACUGGUGCUUUUAAUAAGUUCACCUUGAGAUCUCCAAAUUCUGCAUCAGGUGUCCCGUCAAUUAAGGAAAACCGGUCCUCUGAGGAAAUAAGACGGCUUGUGCGGAGCUGCCAGGACUGGGGCUGGGGCUCCUCACCGGACACGCCUCACCCUCUGAAGUGCUCUCUUGUUACACCCGUUUUAAAAGUCUCCAGACUUGAUAGUUUUUCACUGGACGUUAAAUAAUUGACCUGUGCUUUUUGUUUAUGAAAAGAUCUGAUUUAAAUGAACCUUUUUCCUGUAAAGCCUUCACUCAGCAGGAGAUCCUGGCUGUUUUGUGAAAUUUCUAUCUUUAUUAAUGUGCUGAAUGUAUGAAGAAUGGAGGCACUAAGUGAACUGUGCUGUAAAGCCUACGUUAAUAAACCAAAUAUGGGAGA